Messenger RNA from Diachasma alloeum, 2859 nucleotides. RefSeq names its product restin homolog. The transcript is spliced from 5 exons. NCBI's taxonomy places the organism in Eukaryota, Metazoa, Arthropoda, Insecta, Hymenoptera, Braconidae. Bases 1 to 2859 code for a protein of 952 amino acids. The record is from RefSeq and is a predicted model, not a curated record.
AUGUCAUUUUCAAAGGCCAAAAUUCAAAGAUUCAAUGAGCUCACAAGUGAGGCACCGCCUCCAGGAUCUUACGAUCCGAAAUUCGACUCGAAGGGCAAGGGGUUUGGUGUCGACAAGCCCGGACGGUUCAACGAUAAUCGAAGUGCUGCGAGCAGCGGAGCUGAUUGCAAUUCAGUGUCGAGUAAGGGAGUUGCUCCUUUAGUUUCCCCGAAAUUUCGCACUCCCCAAUUACUCAAAAAAAAGAUACCCAGAGCGGUGCCAAGCAGUUGUCCGAAAGCGAAAACAAAGCUCAUCCUCAAUCCCAAAGAAUUUAAAUACGAUACAAGGGAUGAGCUCGCCGAUCUCAAGGUCGAGUGCGCGAAUAAAGAUAAAACGAUAAGAGAUCACGAGAAAUGCAUCGAGGACAUGAAGGUCGAAGUGAAGAGACUGGAGAAAUCAUUACUCGAUGUUCAGACCAAGCAGAAGGAUGUUGAAGAGCAAUAUAAGCACGAUUUGGAAUCUAUGGCAAAUCUGCAGCAGGAUAUUUUGAAUUCUCGCGACGAAAAACACAGCUCAGAGUUAAUUUUCGUGAGAACGCAAUUAUUAGAGGCUUUAGAGUCCAAGCAAAAUGAACAUUCAGCUUGCAAAGAAGUGGAGAAGGCGCUGAGGUCCCAGAUCGCGGAAUUGUCACUGAAGUUUGAAAUGCUGCAAGUGGAACUGAAUAAUGAGAAGCAAAAAUCUAAGGGGUAUGACGAAUUGCUCCUGAAAUUUCAGAGAUUAGAGAGGGGAAUUGAAUCCAGAGAACGUGAAUUCAUAGAACAGCUCAACGAAAUGGAGAUUAAUAAGGGGAUUAUUGUUGCUGAGUUGACGGAUACUAUUAUGGAGAAUGAGAAGAAGCUCAUUGAAGCUCGAGAGGAGAUGAAGCAGUUAAAAAUGACGACAGCAGGUCUAACCGAGGACCUCCGCUCCUCCGGAAGGGCCAACGAGCUCCUCCAACUCGAGUGCGACCGCCUGCAAACAGAAUCCGAACUCUCCGCCAACAUCCAAACAACCUUAGAAGAAACCCUGGAAACUCGUCAACAAGCCAUCCUGGACCUCCACUCCCAGCUCUCCGCCCUGCAGUGCGAAAUGGACGAGCUGAAGGCGGAGAACGAAAAGAUCCUAUCAGACACUCACCACCAGCUCUCCGACCUGAUGUCCGCCCACGAGACCGAGAUCACCGAGUUGUCCUCGAAAUUCCUCUGCAAGAAGCACAGAUACGAGGCCGACAAGGAGUCCGAUCUCUCGAAGCAGCGCGAGUUGGAGCGAAAAAAUCAAGAGCUACUGAUAAAAAAUCACGCCCUCAUCGACGAGAUAAGCCAAGUCCAGAGGAAAUACGAGGAGCUGAAGCUGUCCUUCAGGGAAAUUGAGAACGAAUUGGACAACGAGCGAGAGUUCUCCGACAUUUUGGAAGGCAAUCACCAAGAGGAGAUGCGAAAGCUGAAGGAGCAGCUCGAAGACCCGAGGGGCCAGAAGAAGCAGAAGAAAUCCCCGAAGAAUUCCCCGAGAAAUUCCCAAAACUUGUCGGAUCAAUCAGACCAACUGCUGCGAGAGGAGUUACUGGUGCGUGAGGAGAAGAUCACAACGCUGACGACAGCUCUAGAAGACUUGCGGCUGGCGUCGGCGACGCAGGAGAGCUUCAGCCAGAGCCUGCAGGAGGAGUUAGAUCGGGCGGAAGGAGAGCUCGCCAACAAGAAGAAGGAGCUGAAGGAUCUGAAGGAGCAGAUCCGGGAGGAGACAGCUGAGAUGGUGACGAGGAGACGAAGGUUCGAGGUGGUGAUGGCCGAGAAUCAAGCGACGGUCGCUGCCUUGUCCCAAAGACUAGCGGAGAGCACCGAGGAACUCGAGAGGGUCCAGCAGGAGUUGAAGUCCUCGGAGGAGCUGAUAAUGGAGCAGCGAGAGCUGCUCAACAACAUGCGUAACAGCUCGAAAUUAGUGAACGAUCAGCUGCUGUCGUUGAUCGAGAAAGUCGACAUGAAGAGGCUUGACGAACUGGAGGAAACGAAUCUCGUUGAGAUUGAAAACCUGAAGUCUCUGUUUGAAUCCAAAAUCGAUGAGCUGAAGAACGUGUACCAGAGCGAAUUGAGGAUCCUUCAAGAGGAGUGUAGGAAAAAGGAGAGCAAGAGUGUGGAGUUGAGGAGGGAGAUUGAGAAGAUGGCGGGGAAGAUGAGUUCUAUUCAGGAGUCGUUGCUGCUGUUGGAGGAGCAGAAUGAUGCUCAUUGCAUCGAGAUUUCGGAGCUUCAGCUAGCGAAAGCUAAAGUUGAGCAGGAGCUGCAGCGUCAUAUCGAGGAGUCGGAGGCUAUUGAGACUUCUUUGGAGAGUGAAGUCGAGAGGUACAGGAAUAUGACGAAGGCUGCGGAAGAUCGCGCGAAUGAACUAGCCGAAAUGUUGCAGACAUUGAAAUCGAAACAGGUGAAGUACGAGGGCUUGCAGAAGACGUUGGACGAGCAGAGGUCGUUGUUGAAGGAGGAAAUGGCGAUUAGGAAGAGUGCGGAGGAGGAAACUAGGAAAUUGGCGGAGUCUUGCGAGCGUUUGAGGGAGGACUACCAAGAUAUUAUGGAUAAGUACACGGAGGUCAUUGGACAGUCGAGUCACAAGCAGAGGAUGAAGCAGAUUAAUCAUCUGAAGGAUAAGAUUGCGAGUUUGGAGAAGGAACUGGAGGAGAAGCGGACUGUUGUGGAGCAGCAAACUAAGACUAUUGAUAGAUUUCAAGCUGAUGAGAGGAGGCGAACUUUCACGAAGGGGAAGGAGAAUUUUGGGGGCAUUUCUAAGAGCCCAUUUGGAACGCCUGUUUCCUCGCCACAUAAACCGUUAACUCCGCUGCGAGAACGCAACGAAUAA